AGCCACUGGGGUUCAGAACUGCUCAGAGCCUCACCCAGGUUCCGUCCAUUGGACACACAGCAGUCACUGCAGGCUGGAGAAAGCACAUUACUGCUUGCCAUGACAACCAUGCAAGGCCCGGGACAGACCGCCCUGGAUGCUGGCUUUGGGGUGCAGCAGCUGGGGCAGCCUGAAGCUCUGCACUCACACCUAUGGAAAGGGCUGACAGAGAAGUUCUUGAGGGGGGAGCCCAAAGCCCUGGGGGUCGUCCAGAUCGUGACUGCCCUUAUGAACCUCAGCACAGGAAUAAUAAUGAUGAGUAGCACAUUACCAUUCUACAGACUUGCUCCAAUAUCAGUGUAUUUGGGGUACACAGUUUGGGGGUCAGUGAUGUUUAUUACUUCAGGAUCCUUGUCAAUUGCAGCAGGAAUAAGAACUAUAAGACCUCUGGUGCAAUGCAGUCUUGUCUUGAACACCAUCGCCUCUGUGUUUGCUGCGGCAGGGAUCAUAAUCAGCGCGAUAAGCUUGACGACCUUCUUCUACCAUUUUAACUAUGGUCACACACCAAAUAGCCAGUCUAUUAUCUUUUUAAUGGGUUUGGAUGGUGUGGUGCUCGUGCUGAGUGUGCUGGAAUUCUGCAUUGCUGUGUCCAUCUCAGCGUUCGGAUGCAAAAUAACCUGUUGUAGCCCUGGUGGGGUUGUGUUAGUUCUGCCAUCAGAUCUUCACACAGUGAAAACAACGUCUCCCGCACCAUUGGAAUGACAUUUGAAUGCCACCAAACAAAUUGACAACAGAUUUAUUCUGAAUGAAUUCAAGAAUUGUAUUUGAGAGUCACAGAAUCCAGUUUGCCAGGAGGUCAGCGGCACUUUGAAUGCAUUUCCUUCAUCCUAAAAGAUUUUAUGUAAGAGCAUUAAAUUGUCAGAGAGUCAAAGAAGCAAAAAGAUAUUACUGAAGUGAAUUAGUGAUGUCUUUUACAGAACUCAUAUUUCUGCUUUGCUGUUUAAUGUUCUUACCAUUUGCCUGACCUGCCUUUGUGGAGUUUUUCAUAUUUCUUGUUUUGUUUUGUUUUGGUUGCUGGCCCUGAGGAUUGAACUCGGCCUAGGCACUGUCCCCAAGAUUCUUUUUCUCAGGGCUAGAGCU
Perognathus longimembris pacificus (Pacific pocket mouse) is the source of this 1119-nucleotide messenger RNA. RefSeq names its product membrane-spanning 4-domains subfamily A member 4A-like. The record is from RefSeq and is a predicted model, not a curated record. Bases 100 to 741 code for a protein of 213 amino acids. The transcript has 7 exons. Gene Ontology annotation, cellular component: membrane; Golgi apparatus. NCBI's taxonomy places the organism in Eukaryota, Metazoa, Chordata, Mammalia, Rodentia, Heteromyidae.